Molecule: messenger RNA, 659 nt
Organism: Teleopsis dalmanni
Lineage: Eukaryota; Metazoa; Arthropoda; Insecta; Diptera; Diopsidae
Product: mediator of RNA polymerase II transcription subunit 18-like
Exons: 3
Coding region: 341-487 (48 amino acids)
Source: RefSeq, a predicted model, not a curated record
GAAAAAGUAUUAAUCAAAAUAAUCUGCAUAUGUUACUGAAUCACGAUACUGUUCAAAAUCAUUUAUAAUAAAUUGUUUAAAUGGUGUCUGUAAUUAUGAUUAGCCUUUAAUAUUGCACAGUGAAUAAAUUUAAUAAUAAUAACAAUCAUCGAACGUGCCAUAAAAACGUAACAUAGUUUUACCAUGGAGGCAACAGCCACAGUAUUAGCCCGAAAGUUGUUUCCUCAAAAUGUAACUUUUGUCAUUCUAUCAUAGCGAAGGAAUUCCGGUAAUCAAAACCUUACCGGAAUCGGUUCUGUUGUAUCCGCCACUGAAAAGAGAAUACUGAUAAUGACUGGAUAUGGCUGUUAUAACAUCGUCAAAGGAAUCAUUAUCACAAGCUUUACAAAAUCGAAUAAUACCUAAUCAAGAGUACUUACUACAAGGAUCUGUUUUAGAUUCUACUGUCGAACAUUUGAAACAAAGGAAAGAAGAACAGCUGCGCUAAGUUACGUUAUGUGUUUCCCUGUGGGCUACCUAGUGUAAUGAACCUCCUUUUGUUGAGGGUGUCUAUAGCUGGGAUAGUUCAGCCACAGCCAGGGUCCUUACAAGAAAAUUUAUAUAUACUCGACUCUGAGUACUGGUUUACCUACCGAUCAUUUUCUAUGGUCUCAAUUUAC